AUGCCGACCUCGGACGAGCCGCAAAUUACCUGCGGGGAAGAGGAUAUGGUGCAAAAUGUCUUUAACUCAACUAACGUUAACGACGAGUCUGACAUAUCGUCGGAGCCAAUCUCAGUGGACACUGAGGCCAAUCAGCCUAUAGCAACCAUUGCUCGUGACAACCCCGAGUCUAGGCUUUGUUUACGCCCCUUACCUAAGGUCGACUAUCGUCGUUUCUUUUAG
Parnassius apollo (apollo) is the source of this 222-nucleotide messenger RNA. NCBI's taxonomy places the organism in Eukaryota, Metazoa, Arthropoda, Insecta, Lepidoptera, Papilionidae. The record is from the annotation of a GenBank genome assembly.